Aethina tumida (small hive beetle) is the source of this 1165-nucleotide messenger RNA. RefSeq lists its product as uncharacterized. The coding region runs from base 93 to 1139 and encodes 348 amino acids. The transcript is spliced from 7 exons. NCBI's taxonomy places the organism in Eukaryota, Metazoa, Arthropoda, Insecta, Coleoptera, Nitidulidae. The record is from RefSeq and is a predicted model, not a curated record.
AGAAAAGGUUUUUAGAUAAGAUUAUUAAAAUCGCAUUGUAUUUUUGUUAUACUGACAGUUUUAGUAAUUAUUGUGUAUGUUAUUUGAUUAAAAUGGCUAAGAUGAAAUCCAUAGCAGUAAUAAUUUUAUAUUGUACAAUCUGCUCAGUGUGUGGAGAGCAAAUUCCUGAUUCUGGUAUAUUCUGGGAUGCAGCAACUAAUAAUGAAAUAGAAUUACAAGUUGAUGCAGGUUAUUCAAUAGGUGUAACAGUACAAACUUGUAAAUUAAGUUCAAGUGACGAGUCAGCCUUGAUUACGUCGAGUCGUGAUGAAGGGGUCAUGCUUUUAUAUACUGUACCAGAAAAUUAUACAUUUUUGGUGGGCACGAGCGACGUAAGAGCCACCACUACAAAUUUUAAUGCUGAAAAGUCGAAGCUAAUAGUAUUUUUUAAUAAAAUAGGGGAACCACCCGCCACAACAACAGAGAUGCCAGUUACUGAAGUUACAUAUCCUAGUACUACAAAUGAAUCCAGACUUUUAACGGUUUAUUUAUCGAACAAACCCACAGAUUUUGAAAAUGAGACGACACUUCAUAAUCUGAAGUCUUCUAUUGCUGCUAUGGCUGAGAAAUACUGUUCAAUAAAUAAUUUGGUGACCAAUGAGGAUAUAACGGAGAAAAACGUAGUGAUCAUCUACCAAACUUAUUGUCCGAACACUUGGAAAAAUUAUGAAUAUUGUACUCGUUUAACUUUUGCCAUUCCGAUUUAUCUAGAUGAAACCAAAGAUUACCAACUUACAUCCACACAUUUGAAAUAUAUGUGGGAUACAUUGGCUGGGACGUACCUAACAGAAUUUCAGAUAUACGAAGACCCAGAUGUAUCUAAAUUAAAUUUAUCUUGGUAUUGGACCGUAGGAAUUUUAUUAACGAUUUUUAUAAUUCUGUUAUUGGGCCUAAGAGGCUUCAUUUUAAAAUUGUCUGAAGUAAUAAAUCGAAGAAGAAGUUCGACGGUAAAUUAUCAAAAUGGAGCAACAUCGGUUAAUAAUUUAAUUAGACCUCCUUCACCAUCAAUGCAAGAGACUCCCGAAUUAUUUCAAAUGCCCAUGUCUGGGGGGGAGGACAAUCCAAAUUUUAUAAUGGAUGACGAGGAAGAUUACAGCUAAAUUUAUAAUAAAUGUUCUACACAUUA